Messenger RNA from Tremella mesenterica DSM 1558, 2010 nucleotides. RefSeq lists its product as uncharacterized. Bases 1 to 2010 code for a protein of 669 amino acids. Gene Ontology annotation, cellular component: kinetochore; mitotic spindle; nuclear envelope. The transcript has 9 exons. Gene Ontology annotation, biological process: attachment of mitotic spindle microtubules to kinetochore; mitotic spindle assembly checkpoint signaling. The record is from RefSeq and is a predicted model, not a curated record. Lineage: Eukaryota; Fungi; Basidiomycota; Tremellomycetes; Tremellales; Tremellaceae.
AUGUUCACCCCUGUUCAGAGGGACAAACUAUUGGGCAAACGAGGUGCAGGUGACGCGGGUUUGGAAGAUCCUAAUACGAUACGAAAACAGUUGGCUCAAAGUCAAUCUCACCAAACGACCUUGAAGCGUGACAUCUUGACAUUGGAAGCUAGGGAAAGGGAACAAGCUCGGAAGAUUGAAGAACAGAGAGUCAUGAUCGAUAAGUUGAAACGGGAACGAAUGAUUCUGCUGGAGGGAGAAACAGAGGAACGUCAAACGGGUGAGAGUAGAGAGAAAGAGUGGUCAGAGGAAAGACUCACGAUGGCUGGCCAGAUGAAAUUAUUACGGGAGAAAAACGGGGACCUCGCAGAAUCUCUGGAACGACUUCGAUCUGAACAUAAUCACUUAUCUAACAAACACUCGACAUUGGAUAUGCAAUAUCGUUCCCAGAGUACGCUGUACGAAUCUAAAUUGAAAGAUCUACAGGCGGAGUGUGAUUCACUACGACAAUGGGAAAGAAGGGCCAAGGGAUUGUCGAUAGACCUGGAGGAGGAGAAACGUAGGUCGGAACAGAGGAUGCAGCGGACGGAAGAUGCGGCGAGUGAUAGACAGGUAGAUGAAAAGGUCCGAUUGGAAUUAAAACGUGUGUACUCGUCUCUCUUUGACCUGACCACCCUGAAUGAACUGCGACAAAAGAGGAAAGAAGUGGAUGCUUCUGAACGGGCGAGUCGGGAGGUGGAAAGAGCUUUGAGGGACGAGAUCAGAACCCUCAGUGAACAACUGGAGCGGGCCAGGAGAGAUAUGGAAUCCCUCACUCAGACAUAUUCGGAUCCCUCGGGUCCCACCGGGGACAUCGCCACCCUCCAAGGCAGAUUAGCGACCUUAUCCAACUUGCAUAGUCAGGCCACGGCCGAGCUGGCUGGGAAAGACAAGCAAAUACAUUCUCUUCAAUCCCGGUUGUCGGAACUAUCACAAAGCUCUACUGCUUCUAUUGUGGAGCUUAAAAAGCAACUGGAUUCCGCUGAACGCGAACUUCGAUGGGCUAAGGAGGGUCGAGCUCAGGCAGAGAGAAGAGAAGAGUUGGCUAGGAAAGAGACCGUCGCACUUAGUCGGCGAGCGACGGGUGGUGAUAUUCCCUCACCAGGGGAUCACACUGCCAAAGUCAAACAAUUGGAACAAUUAGUGGAGAUGUACAAAGCUGAACUCGAGUCAAUAUCUCGGGAUUCCAGAGAAGUCGAGGAGAGGUUGGCUCAAGGUGCUGGGUUGGUCAAACAAUCUGCUUUGCAAGCUGCUGAAGCGAGAGUUGAGCAAUUAGAAAAGGACAUCGAAUCACUCGAACAUACGAUCUCUCAACUCACAUCAGCCAACACGACCCUAGAUGCAGAAGUGAACGAUCUCAUGCGUCGUGUAGCCUCCGGAGAGUACAACCCGGCAAAAGAACGAUGUAUCGAAUUGAAAGAUAAUCCCGCAUCGAGACAAAUGGCAGUCAGAACUCAAAUGUUGGAGGAUUUACGACAAGAAAACCAAACUCUUUUAGCGCAAUUGUCCACCAUGAAAGGUCCCGCUAUGGAGAUCAAGGAGAAAGAAAAGGUGGAUGGGAAUGUCAAUGGGAUGGUUCCUCGUGCGAGUUAUGAACGGUUAGUCAAGGAAAAAGAAGAAUUGGAAAAGGCACAUGCUAAGAGGUUAUUACGGUUGAAAGAGAUAUUCGGUAGUAAAUCCAAAGAAUUCCUCGAAGCCGUUUAUUCCUUAUUAGGCUGGAGGAUCAAAUUCGACGAAUCCGGAGCUGAUAUACGUCUCACUUCGAUGUACGCCCCAAAGGGGAAAAUGGGUUUAACACUACGGUUCGCUUCGCACGAAGGACAUUUCGGGACUAUGCAAAUGACCGGUGGGAUGGCAAAGGGUUUAGAAGAUGUUAGACAUUUUUGGAUCGUGGAGAGACAGAGUGUACCUGGUUUUCUGGCUCAAGUGACUACGGAGAUGUUUGAGAAGACUACUAUCGGUCGAGCAGCCGGUUACGUCGGAUUAGAAUGA